Messenger RNA from Penicillium alfredii, 363 nucleotides. RefSeq lists its product as uncharacterized. The transcript is spliced from 3 exons. The coding region runs from base 1 to 363 and encodes 120 amino acids. The record is from RefSeq and is a predicted model, not a curated record. Lineage: Eukaryota; Fungi; Ascomycota; Eurotiomycetes; Eurotiales; Aspergillaceae.
AUGCCGAUGCUGUGGACUCCCGAGGCUGAUGUCAAGCUCCUCCGUGGCAUCCUCCUCCAGAUCAAGGAGACUGGAGUCAAACUGGACAUCAAACAGCUCUCGGAAUUUAUGGGCCCUGAAUGCAACGUCGGAGCUGUGAAGAACCGUCUUUCCCGCCUCCGUACCAACGCUGACGGCUCCGUCACUGAGGAUAGUGGCUCCUCGGCCCCUGCAUACAGCCCACCUAAACGCAAAUCUGGCUCCUCUCCUCUGGCUCCUAAGAAGAAGAAGACAGUUACUGGCAAGAGCAACGACACCGGCUCUGAGAUCUCCGUCGAGGUUCCUAAGAAGGCCGACUUCCAGGAUGACAAGGAUGGUCACUAG